Molecule: messenger RNA, 2647 nt
Organism: Brienomyrus brachyistius
Lineage: Eukaryota; Metazoa; Chordata; Actinopteri; Osteoglossiformes; Mormyridae
Product: POU domain, class 3, transcription factor 4
Exons: 1
Coding region: 145-1233 (362 amino acids)
Biological process (GO): brain development; regulation of transcription by RNA polymerase II
Cellular component (GO): nucleus
Molecular function (GO): RNA polymerase II cis-regulatory region sequence-specific DNA binding; DNA-binding transcription factor activity, RNA polymerase II-specific
Source: RefSeq, a predicted model, not a curated record
AGCUCGCUCGAGUAGCUCUCCGAUUGGUGCAGCGGCCUGCCAAUUAUUAACUGCUUGCUGAUUUGGCUCCCUAGCCUGGUAGAUGUCAAAGGCUGAAGCUGUUCCCUUUGCCACAUUAUAACUAGUAGGGGAUCUACAGUAAGCAUGGCCACAGCUGCCUCGAAUCCCUACAGCAUUAUCAGUUCCAACUCUAUGGUUCAUGCAGACUCCUCGGUCAUGCAACAAGGGAGCCCUUUCAGGAAUCAUCAGAAACUUCUCCAAAGUGAAUACCUACAGGGAGUCCCGAGCAAUGGACACCCUCUUGGGCACCAGUGGGUGACCAGUUUAUCCGAGGGAAGCCCAUGGUCGACCUCUUUAGCGACCAGUCCUCUGGAGCAGCAGGACGUGAAACCGGGACGGGAAGACCUCCAACUCGGGGCGAUCAUUCAUCACAGAUCCCCUCAUGUCGCCCAUCACUCGCCCCAUACAAAUCAUCCAGGUGCAUGGGGGACACCAGUGUCUCAUAACUCAUCUAUAAACACCGGUGGACAGCCUAUCAACAUCUAUUCGCAGCCUGGCUUUACAGUCAAUGGCAUGUUGGAGCACGGAGGUCUAACGCCACCCCCGAACUCAGCGCAGACCCAGAGCUUACAUCCAGGGCUGAGAGACACACCGGACCACGCCGACAUCGGGGCGCACCACUGCCACGACCACUCCGAUGAGGAAACUCCGACCUCGGACGAGCUGGAACAGUUUGCCAAACAGUUCAAACAAAGAAGGAUCAAACUGGGCUUUACGCAGGCAGAUGUCGGACUCGCGCUGGGGACUUUGUACGGCAAUGUCUUCUCGCAGACGACCAUCUGCAGGUUCGAGGCGUUGCAGCUCAGCUUCAAGAAUAUGUGCAAACUGAAGCCCUUGUUAAACAAGUGGUUAGAGGAGGCAGACUCCUCUACGGGCAGCCCCAGUAGCAUUGAUAAAAUUGCAGCGCAGGGGAGGAAAAGGAAGAAAAGGACCUCCAUUGAGGUGAGCGUCAAAGGGGUGCUGGAGACCCACUUUCUUAAAUGUCCUAAACCAGCCGCUCAGGAGAUAUCCUCUUUGGCAGACAGCCUACAGCUAGAGAAGGAGGUGGUUCGUGUCUGGUUUUGUAACAGAAGACAAAAGGAAAAAAGAAUGACUCCGCCAGGAGAGCAGCAACAACACGAGGUGUAUUCUCACAACGUUAAUACGGACAACUCAUCGUGCCACGAUCUCUGACCAAGGAACCGGGAUCCACCCUGCGAGACUCCAAUACAGAAUGGAAAUCUAGUGGCUUUUUAAAUUAUGGGUCUUCUUUUUUUCCCACGUAUUCCCUCUUUCUGGCUGUGUGACGAUGACAAAUUACUAGAGGCACCGAGAAAGAAAACAAGUACAAAAAGUUUCAUUGUUUUUUUCUUUUUGUCUCGAGCAUUUUCAGCAAUACGUCAAGGCAAUCCGGUGUUUAUUUCCAUCUCGGCGGAACCCUUUUAUUGCCUACGUUUAAUUUUAAUUUUUUUAUUUUAUUUCACCAUUAUUACUCUUUUUACAGCAAGGAUAUAAACACAAAAUCGUGCCUAUUAAUAACCUUCCAGCGCCUUGGUUAUAUAUAAAUAUAAAUAUAUAUAUAUAAUUUCUCGAAAAUAUUUUGUAAUAUUUUAUUUUGUGAGUGUGUUGCUUGGCUAUUUGAUUCGAUAAGGUGUUUUACUGUAUUUACACGACAGCUAAACCAUCCAGCAGCAUGGAUACUAAGGCAAAUAAUGCUGUUUAUUUAUUUAUUGGCUUUGAAACGGACUUCACGUGCCAACGGUUUCAAAAAUCAUAUAUAUAUAUAUAUAUGCUUUAUAGCAAUAGAUCACUUAGGUAGCCAUUUUAAGGAACUUUGUGAAAUGCCUAUUCAACAACAGUAAGACACCUUAGUGGCGGAAUUCAAGGCUUCCUUUAAACCCAAUAGUUCUGUCUCAGCUGUUCUGCGCCAGCAUUUUCUCGUUUUCAUUUCGAGCAAUGAAAACCCAUGUCUGUCACAUGAAGUUUUCAUGAUUAUAUUCUAGGUCUAAAGCAGCGAUGCGAAUCCAACACUCAACGAACAAUUAUUCAAGCCCAAACUUACUUUCCAAAAAGAAUAUAUAUACUGUGUUUUGAAAUGCAACGCAGAGGUGUAUGUGCAGUAUUUUAUGGUUCUUUGUGUAACCGCGAAAAUUGGAUUUUAGUCAUAUCCUCGACCAUAUUACUGUGCUAAAUACUGGCCGUUAAUCUAGAACCGUAAGAUCCUCGCCAGUCUAAAAGCGUUGUGGCACAUUACGGCAUCAUUUUAUUGUACACGCUGAAUAUCUAAACUUUUAUAAUCUUCAAUGCUCCAGUUAUUGAUUUAUGUCUUUAAUAUUUCUUCAAAUAUUUGCUAUUGUACAGUUUUGUAUAAUACGACCUUUUUGAAGUCAUUAAUUUAAACAAAUACCUUUUAGUUUAUUCAUGCACCUAGUGCUGUAAAAAAAACGAUAUUUUCAUUAAAAGUCGACGUUUUCAGCAGUUUUAUUCCAAAUAUGAUGGAAGUUCAAGCGAUUAUUUAUUUUGAGUAUAAACCUUGUAUUAUGUUUUCAAACAAACUGUAAAACCGUUAUUAAAAUGUAUGUUGGAAUAAAAACACUUGUUGUUACAA